AAAGAGAGCUAGGCUUAGAGAAUAUGUAACUCCAUCGCCACCAUCUCCACUUCUUUGUUGUGAUCAGUUAAUAAGUGGAGAGUAGGGUAAAAAUGGCUUUGGAGAACCACAAAGAGAAUGUGAAGGGACGAGCUCAGAUUCUGGCGAUUGGCACAGCAAAUCCGAAGAAUUGCUUCCGUCAAGCUGACUAUCCGGAUUAUUACUUCCGCAUUACCAAAAGCGACCACUUGAUCGACUUAAAAGCUAAGUUCAAGCGCAUGUGUGAAAAGUCAAUGAUUGAAAAAAGGUACAUGCACGUGAACGAGGAGAUACUGGAGCAAAAUCCAAGCAUGAAUCAUGGUGGGGAGAAGAUGGUCUCAUCUCUUGAUGUUCGUCUGGACAUGGAAAUAAUGGAAAUACCAAAACUUGGUGCCGAAGCAGCAACAAAGGCCAUGGAUGAGUGGGGCCAGCCAAAAUCAAGAAUCACCCACCUCGUUUUUCAUUCAACCUUGGGCACAGUAAUGCCAGGGGUGGACUACGAGCUCAUCAAACUCCUUGGCCUCAAUCCUUCUGUGAAGAGGUUCAUGUUGUACCACUUGGGUUGCUACGGCGGCGGCACCGUCCUCCGCCUCGCCAAGGAUCUGGCCGAGAACAACCCCGGGUCGCGCGUCCUCGUUGUCUGCUGCGAAAUCAUGCCCAGCGCUUUCCACGGGCCGCCUUCUUUGCAGCACGCCCAUUUGGAUAUUCUCACGGGGCACGCGAUAUUUGGUGACGGCGCUGGAGCUGUCAUCGUCGGCUGCGUGGAUCCUUCUGGUGGUACUAAUGGGGUCGUUGAACGCGGCGUUAGACGUUACGAGCAACCUCUGUUCGAGAUCCAUUCUGCUUAUCAAACAGUACUACCUGAUUCCGAGGACGCAGUCGGAGGACGUCUGCGUGAGGCUGGACUUAUUUAUUACUUGUCCAAGAGGCUGUCUAAUGUUGUUUCGAGCAACAUCGAUGAGUGCUGCUUGGUUGAAGCACUUGGUUCUGCUAUUAAUAACAACAACAACAACAACGAUAUCUACGAGGAUUGGAACUCGUUGUUUUGGAUAGUUCAUCCCGCCGGGAGGCCAAUUCUGGACAAAAUCGACGCGAAACUGGGACUGAACAAGGAAAAGCUGAGGGCGAGCAGGAAUGUGCUGAGGGAUUACGGAAACAUGUGGAGUUCAAGCGUGCUGUUUGUUUUGGAUGAGAUGAGGAAAGGGUCGAUCGCGCAACGAAAGACUACUACCGGCGAGGGAUUCGAGUGGGGCGUUCUCCUCGGGUUUGGACCCGGUGUCACUGUCGAGACUGUUGUGUUGCGUAGCGUCCCUACGACCAAACUUAAAUAGAUAUGCGUGCGCUCUCGUUAAAUGAUGUCUUUUUCUCGAAGAAAAGAAGUCGAUUCCUAUGCCGGCCGGUACCGGUAUCAAAGUUUGGCACUUUAAGCUCAUCUUCAGACGUGAAUAUGUCUAAAUAAACCUGCGUUCGUCAAAUAGCAUGCCCCAGUACUGGUGGGGACUUGUCGUUGUAUUUUCCAAAUUUGAUUUGUAAACAAUCGUGCAUGAAUAUGGUGUAGCACUUUCUUAUUAUUAUUUAUGAUUCAGAGCUUUAUUUACAAAA
This is a messenger RNA of Rhododendron vialii, 1620 nucleotides long. Its product is annotated as chalcone synthase-like. Gene Ontology annotation, biological process: polyketide biosynthetic process. Gene Ontology annotation, molecular function: acyltransferase activity, transferring groups other than amino-acyl groups. The record is from RefSeq and is a predicted model, not a curated record. Bases 93 to 1349 code for a protein of 418 amino acids. NCBI's taxonomy places the organism in Eukaryota, Viridiplantae, Streptophyta, Magnoliopsida, Ericales, Ericaceae. The transcript has 2 exons.